Daucus carota subsp. sativus is the source of this 1035-nucleotide messenger RNA. RefSeq names its product GDSL esterase/lipase At1g58430. The record is from RefSeq and is a predicted model, not a curated record. Gene Ontology annotation, molecular function: lipase activity. The transcript is spliced from 3 exons. Gene Ontology annotation, biological process: lipid metabolic process. Bases 1 to 1035 code for a protein of 344 amino acids. Lineage: Eukaryota; Viridiplantae; Streptophyta; Magnoliopsida; Apiales; Apiaceae.
AUGGCUCCUUCAAUUCUCUUGUUUCUUUUCUCUUUAGUGCACCUUUCCAACGUUUUCUUGACAUGCAAUGCUUCGAAUUUCUCCUCGAUUCUCAUCUUCGGUGAUUCUUUACUAGACACAGGAAAUAACAACUACAUUCCUUCUUUCUUCAGAGCAAAUCAUAAACCAUACGGUGUAUCAUUUCCUGGUGGCACUCCCACAGGGAGAUUCUCUGAUGGCAAACUCAUGUCGGAUUUUCUGGCUGAAGCAUUAGGCCUAAAAGAGACCGUUCCUCCUUUCCUGGCCCCGGACUUGCCCGAGUCUCAGCUCCUUACAGGUGUUUGUUUCGCGUCUGCUGGGGCAGGGUACGAUGAUACCACCAGUUUGACACAGGUUAUUCCAGUGACACAACAGUACCAACAUUAUUUCAAGGCGUACAAGGAGAGGCUUAUUAGACUCGUGGGAAAACCUCGGGCUGCAGAGAUUCUUGCCAAGUCUCUGGUGUUUUCGACUUCAGGAAGUAAUGACAUGGUCCUUAAUUAUUACGCGAAUCCAUUGACAAUUCACGGAUCCACGGACCAAUACCAGGACUUCCUGAUAGGUAACAUCGAAAAAUUUAUCAAGGCAUUAUAUGCAGAAGGAUGCCGGAAGAUGGCUAUAGCGGGACUUCCUCCCGUCUGUAAUCCCCUGCAGAUUGCAGGGCUGCUCGGAUGCUUGAGUCUCGAAAAUUCAGACCCCAAUGUGUAUAACAGAAAGCUCCAGGCAAUGUUAAAGCAAUUACAAUCCUCUCUGCCUGGAAGCAGACUUGUUUAUGCUGAUAUUUUCACCCCCAUGAAGGAAUUAGCCCUCAAUCCAUUCUUCCAUGGUAUUUUGUUACCAUUUGGAACUUGCUGCGGAGAUGGGAUUCUAGCAAUGGGGCCAGCCUGCAAUUCCUUAGUGCCAAGGUGUUCGAAUCCAUCGAAUCAUUUUUUCUGGGAUGCAGUUCAUCCUACUGAGACCGUGUAUCGCUACAUGUCUGAUUAUCUUAUCCGCAAUGUUCUUCCGCAAUUUCAUUAA